UAAAUUCAUGUUAAAUGAAUUAUCAAGUGAAAAAAUUGAUGUUGAAAUAUGACUAGCUCUUCUAAUGGAAACUUCAUGUUGCAAUCAACUUACAAUCACCUUUCUACACUAGUAAAAACCAACCAAUUCUAAAAAGGAAAAAGAAAAGAAGAAAAGAAGAAAAAACCAACCUUUCUACAACCCUUUUUUUUUUUAUCAUGUGUCAAACCCAUUUUUUCCCAUAAAAUUCAUAGGAGAUGGAUCACCGCUUUAGUGAAGGAAGUAACAUUAUACUUGAUUGCUUCUCAUGUCUUGACCCCAAGAACUCUUUCUCCAAGUUUGAUGUUGAUAAGCUUGCUCGUCUUGCUGAUAUUUAUCAUGCAGACUUUUCUGAUGAUGACCGAGGAACAAUUAGGGAUCAACUUGAAACUUAUGUGCUUCAAGUGAGAAGAAAUGCUUCUUUUUCCACUUGUGAAGAUGUUCAAAGUUUGGCUAUGAAGAUGGUUCAAACUGAGAAACAUUUGGUAUUUCCAUUGGUUUAUAAACUUAUUGAGCUAGCUUUGAUAUUGCCGGUGUCGACAGCAUCCGUUGAAAGAGCUUUUUCAGCAAUGAAGAUUAUCAAGUCUAAAUUGCGCAAUAAGAUCAACGAUGUGUGGUUCAAUGACUUGAUGGUAUGUUACACCGAGCGGGAGAUAUUCAAGUCACUUGAUGAUAUUGAUAUUAUUCGAACAUUUACCGCAAAGAAGUCUCGGAAAGGACACUUGCCUCGUAAUUUUAUUUAACCCGCUAUUGUAAGAUUAUGUUUAUCUCUUUUAUUUUAAACUAUAUUUUUGUUGACAAAAUGACGAGUCUCUUUUAUUUUGAUUGAUUACUAUUUACA
Messenger RNA from Glycine soja, 859 nucleotides. RefSeq lists its product as uncharacterized. Bases 237 to 761 code for a protein of 174 amino acids. The transcript has a single exon. The record is from RefSeq and is a predicted model, not a curated record. Gene Ontology annotation, molecular function: protein dimerization activity. NCBI's taxonomy places the organism in Eukaryota, Viridiplantae, Streptophyta, Magnoliopsida, Fabales, Fabaceae.